This is a messenger RNA of Pisolithus orientalis, 982 nucleotides long. RefSeq lists its product as uncharacterized. The transcript is spliced from 4 exons. Lineage: Eukaryota; Fungi; Basidiomycota; Agaricomycetes; Boletales; Pisolithaceae. The record is from RefSeq and is a predicted model, not a curated record. Bases 201 to 755 code for a protein of 184 amino acids.
CACUUAUCUGAGGAGGGCACAUUGAGUUGGCAAGUGUGAUCUAACGAGUGAAUUUUACCCCUAUCAGGAGCUACCGGUGAUCCAGUUACGUACAUAGCUUGUCGCCACGAGUACUUGUUCAAUGUUUCCCCGUUACGACACAUGUUACUACUUUUUCUUCGACCACAGUGAUCUGUACCUCUAGAGUUUUUGACCUGGGUAUGCCAUACAACUAUUAUGCUGUGUUGGUUGGGAGGGAGGGUACGCAGAUUUAUGAUAACUCCGCUAAGUUCUUCAGAGCGACGUAUGGGCUGAGCGGAGCGAGUGGUAGAGGCUUUGACACGAUUGAGGAGGCUCAACAGUGGUUAAAUAUGCAUUUCCGCAGAAUGGCCGCGAUGCAAAUGCGUACAGAUACAAAUAUCAAUGUGACGGUCAACAUCACCAAUAAUAUUAUGCAACCGCCUGGCGCAGGGGCACAGACAUCUUCGACGGCUGCGACAGCAAUGACAACGUCGGUCACCCACGGUUCAAGUACAUUUCCCCGGCAGCCAGUGCAUCACACACAUAUGGGGUCACACAUGCCGCCUCAGCACGUUCAACAGCCUCCGAGUCAGGUUCCGCCACCUGUUCCCCCGGAGCAGGAAGUUACACUUUCAGAGGAACAGGAGAGCAUUUUGGACUUGGUGAGGCGAAGAAAGAAUGUUUUCUUCACAGGUGCUGCUGGUGCGGCCUUCGAUCUGUUUUAUCGACGAAGCAUCCUUGAUACCAUUUUGUAGGAACUGGGAAAUCUGUCUUACUUCGGGAGAUUAUUAAGGUUCUUACGAAUAUGUAUAGUCCUGAGGAAGUUGCUAUAACCGCACCUACGGGUGUGGCUGGACUCAACAUUGGCGGGAGAACAAUUCAUUCGUGGGCGGGCGUAGGUUAUGGGAAAGAGUCUGUUCAAAGACUCUACAAUGGACUCUCAAUGUCUAAGAAAAGGCGGUGGAGGUCCACGAAGGCCCUA